AUGUGCCCGCACAUCGUUGACGGUGACCUGCUCGACCAGAAGGUCGAUGCCAUCGUCAAUCCGUGGAACCGCAACAUCAUUCCCUGGUGGCUGCUGUGGCAUCAGGGUGUGGCAGGUGCCAUCCGCCAGCGGGGCGGCUAUCGGCCGUUUAUCGAGGUCGGCCGGCAUGGCGCCAUACCCCUGGGUGGUGCGGUUCUCACGUCUGCCGGGCGCCUGCCGUUUCGCGGCAUCAUUCACGCGGCGGGCAUAAGCAUGUGGUGGCGUGCUUCGCCCCAAUCGAUUCAGGGUUCUGUGCGGUCUGCCAUGGCCAUCGCUGGCGAGCAGGGCUUCACGUCAAUUGCAUUCCCUGCACUUGGCGCGGGUGUGGGCGGUUACAGCGAAGAUGCCGCGAUUGAGUUGAUGCUGCAGGCUUUUGAGCCGCUGGAGAGUGCGGCCGCCCCGACACUCAUGGAGGCGACUGAAAGGGCGCAUCAGCGCGAGCAGUUCCAGCAGGAUUCACUGGACGCACUUCACGACAUGAAGAAGACUGGCAAAGGCCACGAACUUGCCGAUGUGCGCCGGUACUUUUCUGCCCUGGCCGCACAUCGCCUGGGCAAAGUCGCAAAGCCAAAGGCUCCGCCCCUCAAAAAAAUCGCCUGA
Molecule: messenger RNA, 639 nt
Organism: Ostertagia ostertagi
Lineage: Eukaryota; Metazoa; Nematoda; Chromadorea; Rhabditida; Trichostrongylidae
Source: the annotation of a GenBank genome assembly